GGAGGCGCUUUUGCAGCACGAGGAGCCGGCGCUGCAGCGGGGCCGCGGCUCAGCGCGGAUAACAAAAAGGCUCCUCUCCCCCCCUUCCCCCCCGGCGCCAGGGCGCUCCCGGCGGGGCCGCGCGCUCCCGGCGCCGCCCCCGCCCGCCGGGCGCCCUCUGCUCCGCUCCGCUCCGCUCCGCUCCGCUCCCCGCCGCGCUGAGUCACGGCGCCGCCCUCCCGCACGACCGCGGCCUUUCACGCCGCGCACCCUGCGCGCCGCGCCGUGACUCACGCCGCCCGCCCGCGCCGCGCCGGAGGGGCGGGGCGGCGGCGGCGGGGGCGGCCGCGCCGCGUACAAAGCGCCGCCGCCGCCGCCGAGGUCAGCGCGGCGGCCCGCGGGGAGCGGCGCGGGCCCGCGGCAUGGAGGGAGCCGGCGCGCUGCUGGCGCGCUGCCCCGCCGGCGGGCUGGGCGUCACCGUGUGUGCCGCCGCCGCCGGGCUGCUGCUCUACCGCAUCGCGCGGAGGAAGAAGCCCACGCAUGUGACGGUGAACUGCUGGUUCUGUAACCAGGACACAGUAGUACCAUAUGGAAAUCGCAACUGCUGGGAUUGCCCCAACUGUGAGCAGUACAACGGCUUCCAAGAGAAUGGAGACUACAACAAGCCCAUCCCUGCUCAGUACAUGGAACACCUUAACCAUGUUGUGUCGGGUGCUACAACUUUCUGUGAUCCUACCAAACCCCAACAGUGGGUGAGCAGCCAAAUUUUGCUUUGCAAGAAAUGCAACAACCAUCAAACCACAAAGAUCAAGCAGCUGGCAUCAUUCUCACCAAGGGAGGAGGGCAAAUAUGAUGAGGAGAUUGAGGUGUAUAAGCACCACUUGGAGCAGACCUACAAGCUGUGCCGUCCGUGCCAGGCUGCUGUGGAGUAUUACAUAAAGCAUCAGAAUCGGCAGCUCCGGGCACUGCUGCUCAGCCACCACUUCAAACGUCGUGAGACUGACAAGACCUAUGCCCAGAACUUGUGUUCAUCUUCCUCUUCUAAUUCCAUAACCAUCCCAGCUCAGGUGAUAUUUCUGCGGUUCUUGGCCUUCCUCAGCUGUGCGUUCCUGGUCCUGAUGGCCUUGUAUGGGCCAGGCAACCCCUUCUCACUCAAUGCUGCAGUCCCUGCACCCGUUUCCUCUGGUCUGGCAUCUGUUCAGAACAGGACUGGCACAAGCUCACAAGCAGACUCAGGAAAUGACACUUCUCUGACAGUGGCAGGAUGGCAAGAGCUGCUCCACCUGCUCCCAGAACAGAUGGUGCAGAACCUGAGCGUAGCGUGGACUUACGGGAAGAAUCAUCAGUUGGCAGUUGCUGUCCUUGGGCUGUUCACUUGCCUGUUGGCUAUGGUCUUGGCUGGGCGGAUCAGGCUCCGAAGAAUUGAUGCAUUUGCUUCAGUCUUGUGGUUCAUAGUGAUGGGUCUGCAUUUAGCUGAGAAGUACCUGAAGACAGACACACCCAGCUGGCUGGAUACAGCCAAAUUUGGCACCACAUCCCUGUGCUGCUUGGUGGGCUUCACCGCAGCAGUGGCAACACGGAAAUCAACGGGCCAUCGGAGAUACCGGCCCCGAAGAUACCUUUCUGGGGAUUCGGUUACUCUGUUUCCCAAUGGCACUGGGACUGGCUUCCCUUCUUCUGCUACAUCUCUCUUUAUCCCAACACCACCUAAUAUUCUCCACCUGACGAACCAGCAGCUCUUCAGAUCCCCGCGCAGGACUUCUUCUUCCUCUCUUCCUGGGCGUCUGAACAGGGCACUCUCACUGGGUACCAUCCCCUCCUUGGCCAGAGCAGAUUCUGGCUACUUGUUCAGUGGAAGCCGCCCGGCCUCGCAGUCAUCUCAGUCCAAGGAAUCCCCUACAUCAGAGCACUUCUCCCUGCUGUCAGGCAGCUGUGCUCCCUCCCGCAUCCCCUCUCCGGCACCGUCCGUGGCUGGCUCUGUCACUUCCAGCUCAGGUUCCUUGCGGUACCGCCGACCACUCAUCAGCCCUGCCCGCCUGAACCUGAAAGGACAGAAGCUGCUGCUUUUCCCAUCCCAGAACGAGGCCCUGCUCACCCCAACCAGCUCUGAGGAGCACACACACUCGGACAGCAACAUUUUUGGCACAGAGCUGUCCUCCUUUCCAAAAAAGAACCUCAGCGAGCGAGGAAUGCAUGAUAUGAGAUCUGCCAUGGAAGGAGGGAGUAUUUGCAGUGAUAAUUCCAUAAAAAAGGAGGAUCACUCAUCACACUCAUCUACCUGUGUGGUAGAUACAACUACCAAAGGGGAAGAUUUGGCAGGCUGGAAAGUAUCCCUUUUUUCUUUUUCUUCUCCUCUUCCACUAAGGUCAUUUGGGUAACUCCGCUCUCCGAGGUCUGCUAGCCGUGAGUCUGACUCUCAAUGCUAUCUUCACAUCAGCCUAUGUCUACCGGAACCUCCGCUGAUUUGUGCCAACACUCCCUUUCUUCCUGGUCCCAUCUGCUUCUGAGAAGACUCUCUGAAAAAAAGAAUUCAACUACAGCUUCAUGUCUAAUGGCUGUGCCACUGGUGCAUGCUGUUUUGUUUUUUUUUUUUUCAACUACUGUAUGCUCAGCUGUCGCAACAAGGAACCCAGGUAGCUGCUACCGUCACUUCCAGGUAGAAUGUAUCACAGGAUCAUCUCUGGAGGUGGUAGGCAGAACUCCCAGAGAGCCCCAGUUCAAAGCAAGAGGCCAGUCGAAUGGCCCAUGCACUUUCUUUCAAGGGAACUGACCUGAGACAUAAGGCUGAAAAGGUAUAAGCUGCAUUUUUAGGAACCUCCCCCCCAGCUUUUCUUGCUGACAUUUUAACCUCAUGCUGAUGGUGCUGAUAAAAUGAGAAUUAUAACAAAUGAGCUGGAGAAGAGGGAUGGCUUAGUUGUUGGUGCUGGGCUUUGGCUAUUGUAACAGCUUUCUCAGCCUCUUAGCCCGAUGGUUCCUCUUCUCACUUCCCUUUGACUCGCUCCUCUUAAUUAUCGGUGAACUUUUCUUUGAUUGCCUUAAGCUUGCCCGAGCACAUGGAUGACCUUGGCUGCUCUGUGGUACUUUCGCAUCUUGCAUGUCCUUGUGCUUCCACCUGGGCUGUGCCUUAAGGCCACUCUCACCAGCUGCCAUUCUGGUCUUGCUGGUUAUCAGAAACUGCUCUCUGUGCGUACCUCCAACCAGAAAUGUUGCUCUAGGGAUGCAGAAACCUAAAGCAGACAUCCUUGUGUGGUUUGCAUUAGAAGGAUGAAGCCUGGGCUUUGCUUUGCCCAGGAGGCAUUAAUUCUGUUUUAAUAAGAAAGGAUCCCCAUGUGAUUUGCACCAUAUUCCAAGGCUUCAGCUCACAACUCUAACUGCUGAGGUUUUCAGUGAAGCAGGGAGUAGCAUAGCUUGUUCGUGGUGCAAAUCGCACAAAUCUAUUAUACUGGAAAGCAUGUGAGGAGCUGUCUGAUUGUAUACAUUUCUCCAGAAACCUGGCUUCUCAGUCUAAUAUUGGGAUUCGCUAAGUAACCGUUUAAAAUGUUUCCUAUUUAGUUAAAUGCAAAGGUGCUCUCAGCGAUGCCAGACGUGCUCAUGGACAAUUCUGUCAUCUGAGUAGAUAGCUCUUCUAACCCAAAGGAAGUAGCCCUAGAUUUUCAAAAGCAGUUUAUAAUUUGGGCACUUUUGCUUUUGGAGGAAUCUUCGAUGUUGCUUAGAAAUCAGGUGCCAUUUAGAGAGAUAUCACACUGAACACUCAAAAUCAUUUAGUGUGUCUUAGAAAAUAAAUUUUUUACCUUGAUGUCAUGGUUCCUACAUCCCAAAUGCAGAGAGUAGAUUUACCAAUGUACCAAGGAUACCUGGUGAAAAGAGAGGCAGGUGAUACUAGCUAUGUAUUUUCUGAAGCAGGAUUGACUCUAACAAGAGUUUUCUUUUCCUUUGGGCUUCUUUACCUCAAACUUCUUUUCUCUUUCCUCUCCCCUCAUCCCAGUGUCCUGUCUUUGAAAAAUUACAGCAUUAUGCUUGCUGUGUCUUUUCCUCCUUUUCAGCCCUGCUGCUGUUCCCUCUGUUGUACUCUUGUACGUACACAGAAACACAGCAUCUCUCUGCUGGCAAUAACUUUCUGCUGUGAACCUGAAAUUCACAGGUCACAAUGAUGAUCACCUCUCCUUUCACUUCAUUUUUUUCUUGCAUGUUUUUAUUGAAUUCUACCACAGGCUCGCAUCAAGUGAGGGAUAGCCUAAAUACUCUAAUCAGCAUGCUAUAUGGCAGAAUAAGUGGGGCUUUACUGCUGGUGAUUCAAGCCCUGAAAAAUUAGGUCUCCCCUUCUUUGUCUGUUGCAUUUCUUCCUGCACUGUUUUAAGAGCCACUUCCAGCCACUGCUCCCAAUCCUCACUUGUCAGUGAGGCCUUCUCAUUGCCUACUCUGCUUCUUACAUUCAGAGGACAGAUCUCCAGCCAGACGCACUGAUACAAGAGACUGUGGAGAUGUGAUUCCUGACUCUUCAUCUUUCUCUCAACUUCUCUGGAGUGUUGGUAAAGGGCUGCACAGUCAGCGCCUCCUGUACAAAGGUCUAGAUUCAGGAUAGAGACCCGCAGCAGGAAUAGUUGGAUGUGCUGCAGGUUGAUGGUUAAUUCUUUUGUAACUUGCAUGAAUUGUUUCUCAUAGCUUAGCCUAUUCCACAACCUUGCUGUUAGGAGAUUUUUUGUCCCCUUUAUAGACUCCUUCAGGCUGACUUGAGCAUGUGUAUAGGCAAAAUCCUAGCAGACCGACUUAGAAGCUCACCCUAGAGCUGUGCUGUUUGAGUUUGAUGUUGUCCUGAUACAGCGUGUGACAUCCCAUUCAUGGAUCCUUGUCCUGACUUCCAGCAUACCCAGGGGCCUCCUAUGCAGAGACAAGCCUGCCAGAGAAUCCGGUGGUUUUGCUUGUCUUUAUUAUGCCAACAGACAUGCACUGUGACUUCAUGUAUGCAAAUUUUCCACUUCACCUCCCAGUGUGCACUGAGUUCACUUACCAUCGCACUUACCUGGGGCCCAGGUUGGUCUCUGCCUCUACCAGAUUGCAAUACAGAUUUUCCCCCUCCUUUCCAGCAACCAGGGAGCUGCAGCCUCUCCACACACCUCUUCCUGCCCAUAUUCCAAUGCAGGAAUAUUUUAACCUGUCACUGCACUUCUGAAUCCGCUCACCGAAACUGUUCUUGGAUGGCCAUUUGGUGACCUUGUCCAAAGCAAUAUUAAGACUUUGGAUUUUAUUGCUGAAGAGGGAAGACAACCGACUUUUUCAUUGUGGUGCUAGAACACUCUCCAGUGGUGCUUUCACGGGUGUGAAGCCUUUGCUUGGAUUAGUGCACAAGAGUACACGUGUGUAUGUUUGUGUGUGCGCGUGCGUGCAUAUGUAUAAAAACAUUUGGAGGGUUUCUUCAUUUCAAAAGAUCUGAGCCCAUGUUUGUCUUUAUAUUGUUGGCCUUAAUCUAGCUCCUAGGUACUGUGUCUGUCUUGCUGCUGUUUUCUAUAUGAAGCUGGUUGGGAGGAAACAAAAGAUUAUCUGGUCCCCCAGUAAAAAUCCUUGUGACUGGUGAUGUUGCUCUUCAUACAGUGUUGUUCAGGGGUGAGAUUUGAUUUUUAUAAUAUUUUUCCUACUGUAAAAAUUGUUGGAGUGUACGGAAUGGAAAAGGUCUCGACAAAAUGAUCUGCUUGGUAAAGAUUUGAGCAUUACUUAAUAGCCGCAAUUAUGGAUGGGGCGGGACAUAAAUGAGCUCCAUUUCCAGACCUUUUCCAUUCCCUACCUUCCUUUAAAAUUGCCCAAGUACUUUUUCUUUGGAUACGGGCUUGUUAGGAUGUUCUGAGACCUUGUAGAAGUCAUCUUCUGAGACCUUGCUGUUCUGAAUUAGGAAGAACUUGGAUUCCAGAGUCUGGUUCCAGUUCCAGAAGUAUGGGUAGCUUGGCAGAUGAUAAAUAUUACAUACAUAUGCAUUUGAUGGGAUAGAGAGAAUUGGUAGGACAAGUUACUGAAUUCUGGAAGUCACGGUAAAAAGUCAUGGAUCUUUUUGGUAAAAGAUCAGACAUGAAAUUGGUCACUGUUGCAAUGUGGAAAAAAACUCAUUGCUGGCAUGCCUAGGCCAGAUUCACUGGACUUCAGCCUGUCUGCUCAAACAACAAAUUUGGCCUGUGAAUGUUUUAUUCCCGCUCCCUCUUCCUGGGUGAUGGGAACAUCUGUAAAACACUGCUGAACUGGCUGGGUUCCUUACAAUGGAGCAGCUGGAAUGAAGGGCUGGUGUUGCCUCUAGAUGCUGCUAUAUUUCUUCUUCCAAGCACCAUUCCUGGAAAUAACUAUGGUCUUAACCUCUUUCACAGACAUUUGUAAGAAGGCUAGAAAGGGCCAAUUUGGCCAAUACAAUGACAUUUUGCAUUUUUUUCUCAUGUAUGUUGCCUCCAGAAGUGAUCAUCACUGUGUCCUGUGGUGGGGUAAGGGACAGAGUACUUCUGGAUGGAGUGGGUAUCUAGAGAGGAUGAGGAGGAUAAUUCUGAGAGUCCUAAACCUUAUUUCCUGUGAAAGAAAUAUUGUACGUCAUGUAUGUAUACUUGUUUGGCGAGCUCUAACACUGUACAGUUUAGUUAAAUUGUGCUCCAGGGAAGGAGAAACUGUUCCUCGGAGGUUUUUAGUUCAUGCUUUGUGUUCAAAGAGGAAUAUUUUUCUUUAAAAAAUAAAAACAGACAAAUUUUACAUUUCA
Messenger RNA from Dromaius novaehollandiae (emu), 6703 nucleotides. RefSeq names its product transmembrane protein 201 (gene TMEM201). Lineage: Eukaryota; Metazoa; Chordata; Aves; Casuariiformes; Dromaiidae. The record is from RefSeq and is a predicted model, not a curated record. Gene Ontology annotation, cellular component: nuclear inner membrane. The coding region runs from base 402 to 2357 and encodes 651 amino acids. Gene Ontology annotation, molecular function: lamin binding; actin filament binding. The transcript is spliced from 11 exons. Gene Ontology annotation, biological process: nuclear migration along microtubule.